AUGGACCGGGCCGGCGCCGGUUCCGGUGCCGCGCCCGCGCCCGCGCCCGCGCCCGCGCCCGCGCCCGCGCCCGUGGAUAUGGACCCGGACUCGGCAGAUAUGGACGUAGACAUGGACACGCCCACGUCGUCGGCAAACUCGGCGGGCGCCACAACUUCGGGCCUAAUCAAGCUCGCUGAGCCCAGGCGCCGGAACCGCCCAGCUCUCUCGUGCAUCCAGUGUCGCACUCGCAAAAUCCGCUGCGACCGUAACGAGCCCUGCGCUAGCUGCAUCAAGUCCAAGAUCGUCAACUGCACUUACGAGGAAGCCCGCCGUCCCAAGCCUCGUCUCUGGAGGCUGUCCCCUGCCCCUGGCUCUGCGCCCCCUGACAUGUCUCCCGGCCCACCGCCUGCCACCGAGGACCCCUAUCUUCGCCUCAGCCUGACCUCUGGCUUCACCUUUAGAGAGGCGCACCCAUCCUCCAGCGGUGCCGGCCUCCAGUACGCCAGUUCUGCUGCCUCGCUGGCCAGUGUCAGUACCAGUGCCAGUGUCAGCACCCCCGCGAGGACCUCGGACCCUGCAUCCCUCCCCGGUCCUGUCGCCGCCCAGUUUGACUCGCCGGCCCGGGCCACACCUGCCCUUGCCGACCGCGUACGCCAACUAGAACAGCAGUUGGCUGAUGCCCUAGACCGUCACCGCUCCGGCCCUAGUUCCGCUCCUCGGCCCUCCCGCUUAUCCCAACCGCCCCUCAUCUCUAGCCAAGGGGUUCUGUCCAAAGCCAUGUAUUUUGGCUCGAGUCACUGGAUAAACGGGACCAAACUUUUCCCGUUGGUCAUGGGUGUUGCCGAGAAAAUGCAGUCAGACAAGACGUCCGAAGUCUACUCCCUCCUGCAAAAUUGUAAGAGUAUCGCGCGGUCUAUCAAGACGCAACGGGUUCCCGUUCACAUCUCCUUUAACGUUGGCAAAGCUACGCCGAUUUCUGAAGAGACGUCUCGGCGGCUGGUCGAGGCGUACUUUAGGACAAUGGAAGGCGUUUAUCGGAUCGUCCAUGUCCCAAGUUUCUGGAAGGAGUACCAAAAGUACUGGGACAACCCUGAAGCUGCAAGUAAGGCUUUUAUCGUUCAACUUCAACUCGCCAUGGCAAUCGGGACCUGUUUGCAGGACGAUGUUGCUGCUCUUCGCCACUACGCCACCCAGUGGAUAUACGAGGCGCAGAUAUGGCUCGUCUCGCCAUCCGAGAAGUCGCGCAUGACCUUUGCUGGCUUGCAGACAAUGUGUCUGUUGCAUCUCGCCAAGGAGACGUGCGGAGUUGGAAGUGACCUUGUCUGGAUCUCAGCCGGGUCUUUACUGCGGACGGCCAUGCACAUGGGCCUGCACCGCGAUCCCGACGUCUUAUCCAACCUGUCUACGCUUCACGCCGAGCUAAGACGACGACUCUGGGCCACGAUUUUGGAGAUCGUCUUACAAUCCAGCUUAGACUCUGGUGGACCGCCUCUAAUAUCUCUCUCCGACUUCGACACGCACCAGCCGGCAAAUUACGACGACGACCAACUCGCCGAGAAUGGCAACUUGUCAACGACACCCCGGCCCCUCAGCACAUUUACUCAGACAACUGUUCAGAUUGCUCUGCUCCGGUCUUUCCCGACACGCUUAGCCAUUGCCCAGUACGCUAACCACUUCAACUCCCCUGUUACAUACGAGGAGACGUUGAAGUGGAAUACCGAGCUCACGACUGCGUGCCGAGCACUGUCGGCCGCCCUUCAACCAGCGUAUGAUCCCGCUGGAGUCCUUCCAAAUCGUCUCUCCCUCUUCCAACUGCGUAUAGCAGAGCAAAUGGUCCAUCGGUUUUUCUUGACUCUGAAUCACCCAUGGCUAUGCUUGGCGCAGAGCAACCCGGCUUACUAUUUUGCUCGGAAAAUGUGCGUUGAGACCUCGCUGAAAUUUUACCGAGCCUUUGCAACCGGGUCACCCGCGGGUGAUUCUGGUACGGCCAGCCAAACAGACGAUUUCACACGACUGACGACGUGCGGCAACGGGGCGUUCCGAUCGGUUCCCAUAUUGGCGGUUCUUACGAUUUGCCUCGAGUUGUUGUGGCAAGCUCAGGAAGACCGGUCCUUCCGGCAAAGCUUGAAUAUGGAAAGCCAGCUUGAUCGGCUGGGGCCCGCCAACGAGGCCGAUGUGGGCGCGUCCGGCGGCAUUGGCAGCGGCGCGGCGCCGCGUCAAGAUCUGUUCGAGGCUGUCAAGUAUUCCAUUGGCUGGACUGAGCGCCGCAUUAAAAGUGGCGAAACAAGCGUUAAGGGGUAUAUCAUGUGCUCCGCGCUUUUAACUCAGGCCCAGGCCGUCCAGCGGGGCGCAUCAGAUGCAGAGGUGGAGAAAAUAGUUCUGAGCUGUGUGGCUGAUGACCUGAGGUAUUGCUACAAUCUCCUCAAGGAGACUACGGGAAUCUCUACGCUGACCGCGAGCAUGGGCGAGGGGUUCAACACUGGGCUUGAUGACUUGAGCUUGGAGCCGUGGGCCGAGUGGGAUUCGGAGGCUCUUAUGGAGUGCUAUGGUUUUAAAUCCAUCUUUAAUUUCGACGAUGUAGACUUCUUUGGCUAA
Molecule: messenger RNA, 2577 nt
Organism: Lasiosphaeria miniovina
Lineage: Eukaryota; Fungi; Ascomycota; Sordariomycetes; Sordariales; Lasiosphaeriaceae
Exons: 3
Coding region: 1-2577 (858 amino acids)
Biological process (GO): DNA-templated transcription; regulation of transcription by RNA polymerase II
Cellular component (GO): nucleus
Molecular function (GO): RNA polymerase II cis-regulatory region sequence-specific DNA binding; zinc ion binding; DNA-binding transcription activator activity, RNA polymerase II-specific
Source: RefSeq, a predicted model, not a curated record